Messenger RNA from Daucus carota subsp. sativus, 1461 nucleotides. RefSeq names its product putative F-box/LRR-repeat protein 9. The coding region runs from base 162 to 1127 and encodes 321 amino acids. The record is from RefSeq and is a predicted model, not a curated record. Lineage: Eukaryota; Viridiplantae; Streptophyta; Magnoliopsida; Apiales; Apiaceae. The transcript is spliced from 3 exons. Gene Ontology annotation, molecular function: protein binding.
AUUGAUGCUCUAACCGAUCAAAAUUUUAGCUACCAGCUUCCGGUCUUCUUGUUUUACCAAACCAACGUAGGUUUGUGAAUCCCAAACCAGAUCCCCUCGCUCACUCCCCACUUCACUCUCUCUUAAUAUUCUUAACCACCCUAAACCCUUGAAACAAUCCAAUGGCGUCCGCAUCAAUUCCGGCCCCACCCAGCCGGAAUUGGCUGGAACUCCCGCCGGAGCUCACCGCCUCGAUCUUCCACCGCGUCGGCGCAAUCGACGUCUUAAUGAACGCUCGGAAAGUGUGCAGAACCUGGCGCCAACUCUGCUCCGACCCGGAAAUGUGGCGGGUCGUGGAUCUCCGGUACACCGGCGAUCUCUGCGAUAUCGAUUUGCGCAAAAUGGCUCGCAAAGCUUUGGAGAUGAGCGCUGGACACCUCGUUGACUUGACUGUUCGACAUUUCGCGGAUGAUGAGCUGCUCAAUUUCAUCGCUGAUCGAUCAAGUCAGCUGAGACGCGUUAGUCUCAUAUCUUGCUUUAGCAUCACAAGUGAUGGUUUAAGUGAAAUGGUCAAAAAACUCCCUCUCUUGGAGGACCUUCACCUUUACCGCAUUCACGUCUCUAAGCAAGCUAUUGAAGUUGCAGGGAAACAUUGCACUCAACUGAAAUCAUUCAAAUUGAACAGCCAAGAUUAUGGAUAUUCAAAUAUUGGGUGCGAUGAGGAAGCUGUGGCUAUUGCAGAAAAUAUGCAUGGUCUACGUCAUCUGCAACUCUUUGGAAAUAAGAUUACAACAGAUGGCUUGCUAGCCAUACUUGAGAAGUGUCCUCAUCUUGAAUCUCUCGAUCUACGACGGUGUUUGAAUGUUGCUAAUCUUGAACCUGAUCUACUAAAAAGGCUAUCUCAGCAGAUGAAGGAUCUCAGGCUUACAUAUGACUCCCUUGAAGACUUCGAUUUAAUUGAUGAAAUUGAUGACAAGUUUGAUGAUUUGGAUUCUUUUGAUGAUGGUAAUGCUUCUGGAUUUUCUGAUAUCGACCUUGUCUCUGACGAUUAUGAUUAUGUUGAUGAGGAUGAUGAUGUUGAUGAUAAUGACGAUGAUGAUGAUGAUGAGGAUGAUGGUGGUGGCAGCGAUGAGAUGUAUUAUGUCUGAGGUAUUUGUUGAUGUUAAAUGUAGGUGCCUAUGUUGCCUGGUCGCACGAGGAAGUUGGAACAUAUGGACUUAUAUUGGUAGAUGAUUAUCAAAAUGGAGUUGACAAUCUACUGAAGCCCAGAAUUAUCAUAUGAUGCAAAAGCAACUUGUUGAUGGUGCUUUGGUGAGAGCUGUUGGGUAUUACUAGUCGUUUCUGUAUGAGACUGCAAGUACAUGUAUGUGAAAGCAGUUUAUGUAUAUCCCUGAUCUAUGGUUAAAACUUGGUGUUCUCCGAAAAAGUAGAAACAUUAUUUAUGUUCUAAUACUUCUAUCUUGCCUGGUUGUCUCUUCAUCA